Molecule: messenger RNA, 1318 nt
Organism: Oryza sativa Japonica Group (Japanese rice)
Lineage: Eukaryota; Viridiplantae; Streptophyta; Magnoliopsida; Poales; Poaceae
Source: RefSeq, a predicted model, not a curated record
GAGCACCGAAAGGCGAAUCUAAGCGCGUCCAGCGUAAGCAUCACGCGAGUCGUCGGCGCGCGCGGAUCCCCGAUCGGACGGUCCACGUUGCCCCGUCGCCCUAUAAAUUGGUCCCCCCGUCUCCCCCACCCAAAUCCUCCCCGACUCCUCGCAGCUUCCUCUUGUUUUUCUUGGCCGAACCCCCCCUCGACACGCCGUCGCCGCCGAGGGGAGAGAGAGAGAGGCCGCCGGCCGCCGCUACCACUGACCCCCCCCCUCGCCGGAGCGCCCCGUCGCCGGUCGGGUUUGAUCGAUGGCGUCCAAGAGGAUCCUGAAGGAGUUGAAGGACCUGCAGAAGGACCCUCCCACCUCAUGCAGCGCAGGUCCUGUGGGUGAGGACAUGUUCCAUUGGCAAGCUACUAUUAUGGGACCCUCAGACAGCCCAUUUGCUGGUGGGGUAUUCUUGGUGAACAUUCAUUUCCCACCGGAUUAUCCUUUUAAACCACCGAAGGUCUCUUUCCGCACCAAGGUUUUCCACCCGAACAUUAAUAGCAAUGGCAGCAUUUGCCUCGACAUCCUCAAGGAACAGUGGAGUCCUGCACUUACCAUAUCAAAGGUCCUCCUGUCAAUUUGUUCACUGCUGACGGACCCGAACCCCGAUGAUCCGUUGGUGCCGGAGAUUGCUCACAUGUACAAGACUGAUAGGGCCAAGUAUGAAUCCACCGCUCGCUCCUGGACACAGAAGUACGCCAUGGGCUAAAGCCAGCCAAACUGGUGGACGUGUCGAAACCCAACGACGUUAUCACCUAAAUAACCAUCAAGUCACCACUCUCCCCCCAACGAAGUAUGAAUGGACUUUUGAGGGCUGUUGUGCCCAGUUGAACUCAUAUGUACCCUACCUUGUGAAGUCCGUUUCAGUCUGGUAGUCUGUUCUACCUGACUGUUCUGUUAUUUAAGUCGUUUCCUAAAUCAUAUUUAUUAUUCGUGCUUUGUCGGUGCCAUAGCUAUGAUUUAUAUGUGAUCAACACGGCACGGAUGAAGAUUUUGCGUGUUGCUGAAUGUACUUUAGGUUCAGCUUACACGUUUCUUAAGUGCAGUCACCUUAUCAUAAUGAUCGUUGCUAAGACCAGGCUAUAAAAAGGGGUUACAUUACGUCAUUAUACGUUAAAGAGGAAAGGUACAAGCACAGCAUGGCCGACGCCUGAGAAUUAAUGUGUAUGGGUACAGAUGGGCUAUCGGAGGCGAUGUUGCCUUCUAGCAUUAGGAUGGAGAGUUCUAUCAAGAGUGUAUGUCAAAGAGAUUUGAAGUCAGUCAAUAAAAUAAGAUCUUCAAUGUGUAA